AUGAACGGAUACAGCAGCAGAAACAUCAACCGUACCAUCAAGAAGCUGACAAACAAGGAAUCCGGCCAGAACAACACCACGACGCCAGAGACAGAGAAAGAGAAGAUUAAGGCAGUGAUACUCCCAUACGUCAGAGGCACCACGGACCGCAUCAGCAGAAUUCUGAGCAAACACAACAUCAAAGCGAUUUUCAAACCAUGCAACAAGCUCUCACAAAUGCUCCCCAAUCCCAAGGACCGGAGACCCCCUUUAACAGCCCCAGGGGUUUACAAGGUCCCAUGCUCCUACGGCAAAGUGUACAUAGGAGGAACCGGGAGGAAGAUCAGUACACGAAUCAAAGAACACCAGCGAUGUGCCAAAUACGGCCACUUCUCACAAUCAGCUCGAGCCGAACACAAGAUCGAGACCGGACACGCCAUCCAGUUCGACAAAGCCACCAUGCUGGCCCCGUCCCAAAGCUAUUUCGCAC
Molecule: messenger RNA, 469 nt
Organism: Vollenhovia emeryi
Lineage: Eukaryota; Metazoa; Arthropoda; Insecta; Hymenoptera; Formicidae
Exons: 1
Source: RefSeq, a predicted model, not a curated record